GGCAUGUCUACCUUCUGCUGAACAGAGGAGAGGAAAAAUCCAAGGAGCUGUCAGUGGUAGCUCUCGGGCAGGACUACAACAAACCACGAUGAGCUGAGCUUCUCCUCAUCAGCUCUUGAAACUCCGAAGAUUCCCUAGACUCUCCCUUUACCUCCCACCAAAAAUUGGAAUAUCUGCAUACUCCCUCCUUUUUUUUUUUGUUUUCCAUUUAAUUCCUAUAUUUUAUCACACGACAAUUUCAUGGGCACAGCCGCGGCGGUGGCCGGCGCAGUUGAAAUCUCGUUCGUCCACCGAUCCAUUUUCACUAACAAUCCAAACCCUUCAUUCCUCACUCCAGUAACGUCUAUCUCGAAGUUUCCUCCCAGAAAAUUCAGCUGUUGUACGCCGCCAUACGCCUCCCCAUUAUUUUUGUUCAACUCAAAUAGAAGGGCGUCCUUUCGAUUCCCCUCCGUCAGAGCCUGUUGUCUGAAUGAUGAUAUCAGCAACUCUGCAGGAGCAGUUCGUUUCGAAGGUGUUUUAGCGAGGAAAAGUAUAUCCAUUGCCGCCGCAGCUAUUGGGGUCCUAUUAAUUUUUAGAGGGCAAAGGGCAUUGGCAGUGGAGGGUGUUGUGAGUGCGAGUUUCGGAGCCUGGGAACGGGGCUUGUUGGCUUUGAGGAGCUCAUGGCCUAAGGUUUUACAGGCUUUAACGAUUUUUAGAGAACAGGGUUUGAUUCUUGCGGCUCUACUAGGGCUAUCAGCAUUUUUCUCCAUGGCAGAGACCUCCAUCACCACGCUUUGGCCUUGGAAGAUUGUCAUGGUGUAUUUAGUGGGGCCUGGUGAAAGUGACAUUCUGUUCUUUUUCCGAUAUCAAAUCGUGAGGGAAUUGGCCGAAAAAGAGUCCGAGAAUGGUGUCUUCAAAAUGCUACGAAACGAUGUUACUCGAUUUCUCACAACUAUCCUCAUUGGCACUACAGUGGUGAAUAUUGGUGCUACGGCAUUAGUCACUGAAGCUGCCACAGCCAUAUUUGGUGAAGCUGGUGUCACUGCAGCUACUGGAGUCAUGACAAAUGUUGCUAUUUCUGAAAGACGCCAUGUGCAUUUAGGUGCAACAUUGUGGAGUACUGAUUUCAUAGUUCAUUCUGUGAUUCUGAAUAAUGUUGCUGUUCUGCUUCUCACUGAAAUUACUCCAAAAAGUAUAGCUGUUCACAAUGCCACUGAGGUUGCAAGGUUUGUGAAUCAAAUUGAAGUAAGUGAAGAGAAUUAUGGUGCAAAUUUACGUCUUACUGCAGCUUUUAUAAACUGCUCUCUAUUGCCUUUAGGUCAGACCAGUGGCGUGGCUUUCACUAGUACUAUAUCCUGUCGGCAGAGUCGUAACAUAUUUGUCAAUGGGAAUGCUGAAAUUGCUAGGUUUAAAAGGAAGAAGGGAACUAUAAUCUCCUCAGUUGUCCUUAUCUUAAAACUAUGUAGAAGAGAGUUAAGUGGAGCAAUUGAGGAGGAAGAACAGGACAUGAUUGAAAAUGUGUUGGAGAUAAAAGAUACUCAUGUUAGAGAGGUGAUGACACCUCUUGUUGAUGUUGUUGCCAUAGAUGGUAGUGCAACACUUGUUGAUUUCCAUAAUUCAUGGGUGGAACAUCAGUACUCCAGGGUUCCUGUCUUUGAGGAGAGAAUUGACAACAUUGUCGGUAUUGCAUAUGCAAUGGAUCUUUUGGAUUAUGUUCAGAAGGGGGAACUUCUAGAAAGUUCAAUUGUGGGUGAUAUGGCGCACAAACCUGCAUACUUUGUUCCUGAUUCAAUGUCUGUGUGGAAUCUUCUUAGAGAAUUUCGCAUUAGGAAGGUACACAUGGCUGUUGUUCUGAAUGAAUACGGAGGAACUGUUGGUAUUGUGACCCUUGAAGAUGUGGUUGAAGAAAUUGUCGGUGAAAUUUUUGAUGAAAAUGAUUCAAAGGAGGAAAUCCAGAAAAAAACUGGUUAUGUUGUUAUGCGUGCUGAAGGCAUAUAUGAUGUGGAUGCUAAUACAUCUAUCGACCAGCUCUCUGAAGAUCUAAACAUUAAUAUGCCAGAGGGUCAUCAUUACGAAACAGUGUCAGGUUUUGUCUGUGAGGCAUUUGGAUAUAUCCCAAGGACAGGUGAGACCAUAAAAGUGGUCCUUGAAAGAGCUAGUCAAGAAGAUCAUGGUGAUCAUAAUGGAACAGAAUCCAAACAUCAAGAUGAAACCGACAAGACUCAAAUAUUUAAACUUGAGAUACUAGCUGGGAAUGCAAGAAAGGUUAGUGCUGUUCGGUUUGAACGAAUAAGCACCGAACAGGCUUCGCCAGGGGCCAAAGACGUUACUCGUCGGCCCCAAAUAGGCCCGAUUUCGGCACCAUUCACACCCAAAUUCAACAGCUCCGACGACGUCAGCGACGACGGUGAGAGGGCAGCGACGUCUGCAAAAUUCUUCCAUGUCGCGUAUGCAAAAUCAUCCAUCUCGCUACGAGCGUCUGCAAAAUUUGUCCAUGUCGCGUCUGUAAAAUUUGUCCAGCCCUCGCCAAUCUGCCGCGUUCACCUUCUCCGGCCGUUCGACCAGUCGACCAAAAAUUGCUUCUCGGAUCUGUUGGCUGGUCACUCCGUCACCGACGAGGUCCUGGCCGAGCACGCCGGUUGGAAAAACGAGCUACUCGAUGUUGACCGGUCAACGCUAGUCGGCCGGUUGGAAAAAUGA
Messenger RNA from Striga asiatica, 2679 nucleotides. The record is from the annotation of a GenBank genome assembly. NCBI's taxonomy places the organism in Eukaryota, Viridiplantae, Streptophyta, Magnoliopsida, Lamiales, Orobanchaceae.